Molecule: messenger RNA, 403 nt
Organism: Protomyces lactucae-debilis
Lineage: Eukaryota; Fungi; Ascomycota; Taphrinomycetes; Taphrinales; Protomycetaceae
Exons: 1
Coding region: 120-329 (69 amino acids)
Source: RefSeq, a predicted model, not a curated record
UCCGUUGUCUUUUGUACUGACUCACCCGUUGCGCUCUUCGUGGCCUUUGGCGUACAAGAAAUACUUGAAGCUCUCCUCCAAUUUGCUCGCUCUUGGCUGAAAGUAAAACUGUUACGCGCAUGCUCAAAUCUCUUCUUAGAGUAGCAAGGCCGCCUUGUCUUGCCCAAAGCUCAAUUACUCGUGCAGCAGCUCUUUGCACACGCUUCUCUUCGCCUUGUACGGCUCGCUUGUAUGCAACUGUGACGCUAAAUCCUUCAGCUCUGCUGAUUCCAAUGCGCACCCUUCAGGUCUCAAGCAAGGGAUGCUUAUGCGCUUAUCAAACAAGCUGAUCUCCAGGGUGGCAAGACCGAGCUGCCCGGACGCACAUUCGGGUAUUGGCUUCUCGGCACCGCUGGCCUAGUCU